Drosophila santomea is the source of this 583-nucleotide messenger RNA. RefSeq lists its product as uncharacterized. Lineage: Eukaryota; Metazoa; Arthropoda; Insecta; Diptera; Drosophilidae. The record is from RefSeq and is a predicted model, not a curated record. Bases 1 to 399 code for a protein of 132 amino acids. The transcript has 2 exons.
AUGGAAACGGUGCACACGGCCAUCGGGGUUGCGGGCAUAGUGGCCAUGUUCUUGGUGGUGACCCGAUCGGUAACUCAAGUAGGUGGCAUGGUGUUAAACCAGUCCCGUGCUCCGAUUGCUGACCUUGUUAGCCGUGGUGGUCCAGUGGCGGAUCAGCUGUCCGCCGUCGAAGGGGAAACUCCUCUAGUGGAGGGCGACCGCAUGGAUGGCGCCUGUUCCGUGGUACAAAGCAUUGGAGGCAAGGCGUGUGCCUUGAUAGGGCCAUUGCUACCAAAGUUUCCGACUGAACGGAAUUCCGAGGUUUCCUCGAAGGAUGUCGAAAAAGAUAAAAUGGACUCGGAGCCGGUGGUAGUAAAACAGGAAGCUCCGCCUGCGGCAGAUUUAUCGGAAGAGGAGUAGGAUCUGGCCAGCAAUGAUGUCGAAUGGGAAGACUAUCAGAAUGCUUUGUGUGAUUCGAAACCAGACGAGCUCAUUCAUUUUGAACAGCUUGGACUGAUCGCUUCUCUUUCGUGCAAUAGAACACAAACAAGUAAUAUGAAAAAUUGAACUAAAAUUCUAAAUUCGUAGCCAAGGACUAGCUUCA